Micromonas pusilla CCMP1545 is the source of this 1167-nucleotide messenger RNA. RefSeq lists its product as uncharacterized. The record is from RefSeq and is a predicted model, not a curated record. The transcript has a single exon. NCBI's taxonomy places the organism in Eukaryota, Viridiplantae, Chlorophyta, Mamiellophyceae, Mamiellales, Mamiellaceae. The coding region runs from base 1 to 1167 and encodes 388 amino acids.
AUGCGCGCGUUCAACCGCGUCCUCCUCGCGCUCGCGUUCCCGAUCGUCUGCCUCUUCGACGCCGUCGCCGCGGCGCCCGCGCGCUCGAACGCGUCGUCGUACUCCGCCGAGAGCGCGCGCGCGCGCCUCCUCGGCGGCGACCGCGACGACGACGCGCUCCUCUUCGCCAUCACGGGCAACUACGAGCCGUACGAGUACGUCACCGGCGCGGGCGAGCGCGACGUCCUCACCGGCGACGCGCUCCCCGCGGACGUCCCGACCGGCUUCGCGGUGGAGACGAUUAAACGCGCGUGCGACGCGUGCGACCUGAGCUGCGAGUUCGUCCUCGCGGACGCCGCGGACUGCUGGACGAGCGGCGGGUUCCCAGGUCUCGGGCUGCAGGCGGGGCACUUCGACGCGUGCGCGGCGUACACCGCGACGUCGCGGCGGCAGCUCGGCGUCGCGUUCGGGGACGCCGUGUCCAGGCCGCGCGCCGCGGGGAUACUGACGCGGCUGGACCCGAGCACGCGCGAGCCCGUCGUGCGGCCGACGGACGACCUCUCGGACGUCGUCGUCGCCGUCGUCGGCGGGUACGCGACCACCGCGCGAUCGAUCGGCGCGUCGCGCAACACGUGCGCGAACGAGACGUUCAACGGCUCGCCGGUCGACGGGCUCAUCGCGCUCGUGGCGGACGACCCGCACGGCGGGCCGGACGCCGCGAUGAGAGCGCUGCUCGACGGCGACGCGGACGCUCUGUACGCGUACGCGAGUCUGAUCGAAGACCGAAAGGGAUGCAAACAACUCGGCUGCGACGCGUCUCUGUACGACGGUCUCGGGACGAAGUACGCGUGGAUACACGUCGACAUGUUGGAGUACCAGGUCAACGGCACGACGCUCGCGAUGACGAAGAAAGGCUCGCCGUUGAUCGACGCGUUCAACCCGUGCGUUCGAUCGGUGAUGCGUUCGACGUGGUACGCGGACGCGUGCGCGAGAUACGCCGCCGCCGGCUUCGACGACGUCGAGUGCUACCCGAACGCGCACUUCGAGGCGGCGGAGGAGGGCGACGAUUUGGACGACGAUUUGGGAGACGACGCCGACGCGCCGUCGCCGUCGCCCGCGCCCGCGCCCGCGUCGGGCGGCGGAGGCGUGGGGAAGUGCGCGUCCGGGAGGUGUCCGUGCGACGCGUGA